AUGUGCUUAAUCGAAAACACAUCUGACAAGUGGCGGCCGGCGGCCGUCGUUCUUCUCAUUAUUUCCAACCUUCAGCGGCUCAUUUUUCCACUUCUCAAGUCUACAUGUCGAUCCAGUUUCCAAGGACCACCACCACUCCAUAUCCGUACUUGUUUAUUAGCGAUACCUAAGCCUCAAAGCAAAGGCCAAAAGGGGCGUUCUAAUUCCAAUUUCGGCACACGUUGCCGAUUUUGGAGGCGGUGAAGCGCAAGUCUGCAGGUAGACCGCCGCACCUGAAUGGCUUAGACGAGCAAAAAGAAUUUUUUGCGGCCGUAUUAUAUCUCAUCGAUCGAGAGCCGCCGCAGGAGAGCCCAACAUUUCCCACGCGACGUGUUGGCACCUGCUACCGCACCGCCUUAUCAUAUCCUCGGCUCUGCGCAGCAAACCCAAAACUGACAUCGGUCCGAUGGCCGCCGCCAGCAUCUCGUACUCGGCGCUCGCCUACAAUGGACAGUGAGUGUCGCAAAACUACCUUGCAGGUGCAUGUUCUUGGGCAGCCGGUUCAUUUCUUUCUUUCUGUUCCUUUCAUUUUUUCUUCAUCGAGAACGCACUUUUCCACUUGAUACUGUCUCUUCUGGGCUUCGGAACUGUUUCACUGAUUUUAUCAGACAUAAUCAGCCCAUCUUCGGCUUCCAUCAAUACAUAUCUUCAUUGUGGUCUUACCAUCACUGGCAUCGUUAUCAGAAAAAUCAAAGAAUUCGAAGAAAAGAAGUCAUGGAAGGGUAAUUAUGUCACAUUAAACUAAUCUUCAGUUUUUAGCUUUUUUUAUGUCUUCUUUGAGAAAAGUUCAAAAAAAGGCCAAAAUUUUUUUAGGACCCUCACUUAAGAUUCACCUUUGUAAAGAGAAACAAGGCUUUGUUUUUUUCCGGUGUUUUAAAAAUUCAAAGUUAAAUUUAAUUUCAUUUUUUUGAAAAAUACUUUUUCUUGAUGUAUUUUUGUCCCAUAUUGGCAUAUAAUUCAUGAGUGUAAAAAUAAACUUCUGCAAAUACGAAAAAAAUUUUUCAAACGAAUUUAGAACUUUUGGUGAAUUUGCUAAUUGAUCAAUUGAUUAUCCGAGGCUCAAUGAUGGACUCGGCUUGUAUGGAUUGUUGUGAAGGUGUUAAACAAGUACGGCCAGAGGAAACGACGUCAUAGCAAAUCUGAGCUGGAAUCAUUCUUCUUUCUGCUUGUCCAACCCAAAAGGCUCCUCCUCCUCCUCUUUUCUCACGCCUUAGCCUCGAACUCCGUCUCAUCAAAAGUCGUUGCCAAUCAUCGUCCCACCCGCCUUCACUCUUUGACUUCACUCCGGAGGGGUUAGAGACACGUGGCUGUCCGUUUUCUUGCAAAAACCUCCGUCAAAGUCGUCGUCGAAAUGGCGAUCGCAAUAUCACAGGCCGUCCUUACCCACAGAAACUCCAUACAAUUUGCCGUUCCUAAUAGCCAAGAUGCGCUAAAGUUCAAAAAUUACAGGGUAACCGGCAACAUGAUCAGCGGGUGAGUCUUCUUCUUCUUCUUCAUUUUUCGACCUGCAUGCCUUUUUUCAACCUUUUCCGAAAUCCGAUCAAAAGUUGCACUGCAUGGCUUUGUUUCUCCACCAAAGAUUCAAUGAUAGUGUGUAGUUCAAAAUUACCAACACUUGAAUGGUUUUUGCUUAUAAAAAAAAUAUAAUUGAAGGAAAUUUCAGCUUAACUAAGGAUAUUUUUAUCUUGAUUCAUUUCUGGAAACAAAUCUUUCACUGAUUUUGCUGAUACAAAUAUUCUGUUUUUUUCUCUAUAUUAUCAAACAAAGUGUUGGUAAUUUUUCUCCUAAUUUUUUUUGAUCAUCGAUCAAAAAAAUAUCCUUAGCUUUCAACGAGUAUGUUCCUCGCUUCAAAAUUAAUUUUCAGGGCAGCCCAACAACAUAAAAAGCGGCUGAUUCCGUUGAGGAAAACGGACGCCAUGAGCCAUGCCGAACGGCGGAACGCUCAAGUCCUCGACGAUGUUUGGCGGUCAGGCGGUCCCGACUGUUUUCAAGUAAAACAAAAAACAAUCACCGAGGUGUUGAAGCUUAUUUUUAAACCGCAGGUUGUGCCACCGGGGGGAGUUGGCUCCGAGGGAGAACCUCUUUUCCUGAGGCUCAACAUCGGCGGGACAAGCUUCGUCAUCCUCAUCGACGCUUUGCUUCGAGCCGAAUCGACGACUUUUUUGUCACGAUUUGUGCAGCUCACGCAUACGGCUCGAUUGAAAGUAAAGAAUCAAUCCAGAAAUAAUGUUGAUUGAUGUCGAAAACAGGUUUCCGACGCCUAUCUAGCGGAUGAUGACGCCUAUUACUUCCAAAGGUCGCCGACGUCCUUCGAGGCGAUAUUUCAAUACUACGCGACAGGUGUCGUACAUCGUCCCUCAGAGGUCCUUUUUUAUAGAAACUUAUGAAAAUUAAGGAAGAUAAAAACCUUUGAAGAUCAAAAUAUUUUAAAUGUUCGUUUUCUCAAAAUAAAGUUUAAAGAGAUGAAAAUAGUCAAAUCUUGCUAUUUUUGCUCGAUUAAAUUUUUUUUCUCAGUUGUAAGGUUUUUUUUUAUAGAUUUGCCCCGCUUCGUUUUUGAGUGAACUUGAUUUUUGGAGAAUCUCGCAUCAACACGUCGGCUCCUGUUGUGCUGAUAUCGUUCCUCAGCCAAGAAACGAGGAAAAAGAAGAAGAAAAAGUUGGAAAUUAGUUGAGGUACAAAGAGAUAAGGAUGAAUUUCAGGUUGAUGACACAACUUUCGAUAAGUUGAUGUGCGGGAAGCUGCGGCGGCGGAUGUGGACUUUCCUAGAAAGGCCUGGCUCUUCGAUGCAAGCCAAGGCUUUCGAGCUCUCCUCCACUCUUUUUGUCGCGAUUUCUGUGAUGGGACUGAGCUUUGGAACGAUACCGGACUUUCAAGUAAGUGUCCUCUUCUCCAGAUUUUCCAAUCAUCUUUUACAGGUUACAUAUUACAUGGCGCCACACAAAGAGUCGGUCGUGUUACCCAACGGAGUGGUGCAGGUCGUUUCGAAGGUCGAAGAGAUGCGAGUGGAACAUCCAGCUUUUGUCUUCACUGAACGGAUAUGCAUCGCCUUUUUCACCGUCGAAUACUGCCUGCGGUUUUUUGCGGCUCCUCGCAAAAUGCGAUUUGCUCUCAAGCCACUGAACCUCGUCGACCUGUUGGCGAUCGUUCCUUUCUACCUGGAGCUGCUGCUCACUCUUUGCGGCGUCGAUGACAAGAAAUUACGAGAUCUGCGCUGGGCUUUCCUCGUAGUCCGUAUUCUGCGAGUCCUAAGAGUUAUCCGAAUAAUCAAACUCGGCCGCUUCUCCUCUGGACUCCAGACUUUCGGAAUGACCUUGCAGAGGUCUCAGAAACAACUGCAAAUGAUGGCGAUCGUCCUGUUGACUGGAGUCGUCUUCUUCUCAACUCUGAUCUACUUCUUGGAGAAAGACGAGGAUGGAACUCCUUUCAUCAGUAUUCCUGCGGCCUAUUGGUGGUGUAUAGUGACUAUGACCACUGUUGGAUACGGUGACGCCGUUCCUGCCACAGCAAGUAAGUUUUGAAGCGAGAAAGAGACGAAGAUUUGAUUAAAUUUAGCGGGCAAGAUAAUCGCAUCAGCGGCGAUCAUGUGCGGCGUCCUCGUCUUAGCUCUUCCUAUCACUAUCAUCGUCGACAACUUCAUCAAAGUCGCACAAGACGAACAGCAAGCCGAACAACAGAAGUUGGACCAGAGUCGGCAGGAAAUCGCGUUGCAGUCUAUGCUCAAAGGAGACGAAGAUUGA
Molecule: messenger RNA, 3776 nt
Organism: Caenorhabditis auriculariae
Lineage: Eukaryota; Metazoa; Nematoda; Chromadorea; Rhabditida; Rhabditidae
Source: the annotation of a GenBank genome assembly